GCUCAAAGUUGCGGAGACCAUGUGCUGGCUGGAUGGAUUCGCCAUUGCACGUAUCGCCCCCACGUUUUUCGUUCUUGCAUCCAUACGUGUGGACUCCUUGGCCGACAUCAGCACUGAAGCUUCGCAACGCAUUGCCAGCAGGUUCAUUGCAAUCAGCCGGAAGCAUCGGCGGCAAAGAGGAAUCAAACGCACCAUCCACAUCCUUGAUAGCGACCUCCAAGGCUGGAAGGAAAUCUUCAUAGAGUUCAAGCUGGGAUCUAAAGCCAUCAAUGGUUCAGCCUGGACUGGAACAGUUGCUUGCGUCUCGACGGAAGGUUGGAGGCAGAGGAUGGUUGACCGGACAUGCUGGCCCCGGCAUGUGGCUUUCAACGUCUCGACAAUGUCCAGGAGGAUGCAGAAGACGAACUCCUGCCGAGGCCCCGCCCUUGCUUGAGCUUCCGGAGGUCUCGAUUGCUGAUCCCGAUCCUUGAUAAGGACAAGCUUCAGCAGCCCGAGUUUCCCUUUUCACCCGUUCCGGGAUCCCGGACCAUUCUGGCUUUGUGCGCAAAA
Molecule: messenger RNA, 549 nt
Organism: Cladocopium goreaui
Lineage: Eukaryota; Dinophyceae; Suessiales; Symbiodiniaceae
Source: the annotation of a GenBank genome assembly